AAGCGAUUCCCAGUCAGAGUCACGCGGCAGAUUCGCUCGCGAUACCCAUCGGCCAUCCUCCUCCAUCGACCACACCCCCGCCGGCCGCUCCCUUCGGAUCCAUCCAUCGCGUCCUCUGCUCUGCUCUGCUCAUGGCCGACGGCAAUCCCACUCUCGGCUCUCUUGCAACAACUGUUCCAGUUCAGGCCGUUCUGUUCGACAUUGAUGGAACCCUCUGCGACUCUGACCCUCUCCAUCAUGUGGCUUUCCAGGAGCUGCUUCUUGAGAUUGGGUACAACAACGGUGUGCCGAUAGAUGACGAGUUCUUCAUAAAAAAUAUUGCUGGAAGGAGUGAUGUUGAGGCUGCCCAGAAUCUGUUCCCAGACUGGGACCUUGAGAAGGGCCUCAAAUUCCUAGAGGACAAGGAAGCUAAAUACAGAAGUUUGGCAAAAGAGCGCUUGGAACCUGUGAAAGGCCUUGGGAAAGUGGUCCAAUGGGUCAAAGAUCAUGGCUACAAACGUGCGGCGGUAACCAACGCCCCUAGGAUUAACGCAGAGCUCAUGAUCUCCCUUCUUGGCCUCUCGGACUUCUUCCAGGCCGUUAUUGUUGGAGAUGAAUGCGAGCAACCAAAGCCUGCCCCAUACCCAUACCUGAAGGCCAUCAAGGAGCUUCAAGUGUCUGCUGAACACACCUUCAUCUUUGAGGAUUCUCCUUCUGGCAUCCGUGCUGGUGUCGCAGCAGGAAUGCCUGUUGUCGCCGUGGCGACGAGGAACCCUGAGAAAUCCCUUCUGGAAGCAGGAGCCAGCUUGCUGAUCAAGGACUAUGAGGACCCCAAGCUCUGGGCUGCACUUGAAGAGAUCGACAGAGAGGAAGCGAAGCUAAAGAAGGCUGGCGCAUGAGAUGGGAUGACGAUGAACAAUUGUCUAGAUUUAUUAGCAAAUUAAAUUUACAUGAUGCAGCCGAGAGGAACGGCAAAUGGCUCAACUGGGUAUAUUUUUGAGCUUCUAGUUUGGUAUUAUUUUUUGUUCUUAAUGAGAAUUCAGACCAAAUAAGAACUCAGAAAUCUCGCCUUCGGUGGUUAUGAUUGUUUGAUGGAUGGGAGGCUGUGAGUCACUCCGUGGAAAUGACAAAUCUGUUGAACCUUGUUGCGUAGCAUCUCUUAA
Setaria italica (foxtail millet) is the source of this 1142-nucleotide messenger RNA. RefSeq names its product haloacid dehalogenase-like hydrolase domain-containing protein Sgpp. The record is from RefSeq and is a predicted model, not a curated record. The coding region runs from base 132 to 878 and encodes 248 amino acids. The transcript has 5 exons. NCBI's taxonomy places the organism in Eukaryota, Viridiplantae, Streptophyta, Magnoliopsida, Poales, Poaceae.